Messenger RNA from Lampris incognitus (smalleye Pacific opah), 4634 nucleotides. RefSeq names its product ras-related protein Rab-39B. The record is from RefSeq and is a predicted model, not a curated record. NCBI's taxonomy places the organism in Eukaryota, Metazoa, Chordata, Actinopteri, Lampriformes, Lampridae. Bases 462 to 1103 code for a protein of 213 amino acids. Gene Ontology annotation, biological process: Rab protein signal transduction. The transcript has 4 exons. Gene Ontology annotation, cellular component: Golgi membrane. Gene Ontology annotation, molecular function: GTP binding; GTPase activity.
UCGACGACGGCGUCCUGGUUAGAGUGCGCGUGUGUCGAGCUGCGCUGGACGCAGCGCGUCGUGGGUUUCCCCCGGGCUUGCACGUUUCACCCUGGUGUCCGCACCUCGUAGGCGUGAAGCUGGACUCCUAGUACGGCUCCUAGUACGGCUCCUAGUACGGCUCCUAGUACGGCUCUACUCGGGCGUCUGAUAGUCCCGGCAGAGAGGGUGGACGAUGGCUCCUGAUACGUGCGGCGCGGGCGGCUGCGUAAUCGUAGUAACCGCAGCUACGGCCGCCGAUUAUCAGCAGUGGCAGGGCGACUAAGAGGGACCCUAACGCCGCAGUCCGACGGCCGACCCGCAUCAAAAAAAAACAAAACAAAAAAAGGCGAACCGAGGGGCGCAAAUCCAAAGACGGGUUCAUCCAAACAUCAGUAUUGACGCGGCCAAGUGACUUGAACACCGCCACACAGAAGACAGUCAUGGAGGCGAUAUGGCUCUAUCAGUUUCGACUCAUUGUCAUCGGGGACUCGACGGUGGGGAAAUCGUGCCUGAUCCGGCGGUUCACCGAGGGUCGUUUCGCCCAGAUAUCAGACCCCACCGUCGGGGUGGACUUCUUCUCUCGCCUGGUGGAGAUCGAACCGGGGAAACGGAUCAAACUGCAGAUCUGGGACACCGCAGGACAGGAGCGCUUCAGGUCCAUCACCAGGGCUUACUACCGUAACUCGGUGGGCGGGCUCCUCCUGUUUGACAUCACCAACCGCCGAUCUUUCCAGAACGUCCACGAUUGGCUGGAGGAGGCCCACAGCCAUGUCCAGCCCCAAAAAAUCGUCUUCCUAUUGGUCGGCCACAAGUGUGACCUGGAAGCAAAACGCCAGGUAACCCGGCAGGAAGCGGAGAAGCUGGCGGGGGCAUACGGGAUGCGCUACGUCGAGACGUCGGCUCGGGACGCCAUCAACGUGGAGCACGCCUUCACCGAGCUGACCCGGGACAUCUUCGCUUUGGUUCGGUCCGGGGACAUCACCAUCCAGGAGGGCUGGGAGGGCGUGAAAAGUGGCUUUGUCCCCAACGUGGUGCACUCCUCUGAGGAAGUGACCAAGAGUGACCGCCGCUGCCUCUGUUGAUCUGGAAAUGAGUUUUGCAAUGAAUGGGAUUGGCGAUGAGAGGGGGGAGCCGGGAAAGAUUCAGAAGGGACUGCCUGAUUGGUUUGGGUGUUGACCCCGGCCCCUGCCCAACUGUGACUAUUGGUUGCCCACUUGUUGUCCUCUUUUUUGAUUGGUUUUUGAGGAGGAUGACAAAGGGAAUUUGAGGAGACUAACUGACAAAGACAAAGAGAGAUUUAGAGUAUGAAGGAAUAGCUCAGGGCUUGUGGCCUAUUUAUGUUUUAACUUGAUGAAAAUGAAGAGACCUGUGCUGUUGUUGACUGACAUUGGGGCUCGUGUGAGUGGUUUCUUUUAGGUUAUUUUAAGUUGCCUUUUUUGUUAGGGUACUUACCUGAGGAUCCCUGCCUGAAGGUCUUUGCUGAGGAAGGUUCUUCAUUGAGUCGACAUCUGAAAGUGGUUCUUGAGAUGAUGCCCCUCUCCCGCCUAGUUCCAGUACGGCUCAACACACCCCUGUUCUCUCCUCGACCCUUCCUUCAACCUCCAUCCCCCUCUCAUCCAAUAUGCAAAUAACACGAACACGUACAGUAAGUCUGCAUAGCUUCACCAUCAGUGUGCGUAACAUCAUUUUAGUAGAUAUGAACCUUAAACCUUAGUAGUCAGCCCCGUCAGAUUAAACCUGUCUUCAGCUAAUGAGGAUUCUGUUUAUCUGUGCACCAGUCGCCAUCUCGCUCCAAAUUCCCUUCACAGAUUUCUGGGGACGACUCCUUGAGGUCUGAAAGGAUUUAUGGAGAGAGGGGCUGCAAGGUCCAGAUUGCCUUUAAAACCUGUUACUAUUAUUAUUUUCUUGACAAAGGUAACGUUAUUAUUCACAAGACACUCUCUUCGGGACAACGUGGGCCUUUGGAGCCCUCACAGACUGAUUACGUCUAUAAUUCUUCUAUGGCCAUGCUUUAGUGAUACGACCAUCACUGGUCUAAACACUAUGGAACUCCUGAAGCAGGGAGAGACCGACUGUAAGACCGUGUAUAGUAAAAUGGACUUGGGAAGGAUACUGAACACACUUGGUGCCUAAAGUGCAUAGAUGGCUCCAGCCUUUUAAGUUGGAGCCACGACAGUGGAGGACAAACCUCAGGCCUAUGAGAUGGAGGGCACCUAGUCCCCAGCCCACCUUAACAGUGACGUUUCAUUAGAACACACUAACUGGAGAGGACUACCUUAAAAAAAAGGGGAUGGGGUGGGGACGGGCGACCCAGAGGAAUGAACGGAAAAGGUGCACAGGAAAUCGGAGGAAUGGACUCCAAAUAAACUCUACUACAUUAUCCACAAUGCACGCAUGACGGUAGAAUUGAACCACAUUGUAAUCAUGCAGAAUUGUCCCAGUGGCAGACAUUCAAAGCCCCCAACCAACACCGCCUGACAUACAUACAAGUACAAGGACGCGCUGCCUUGUUAGAUCUGAGUUUGUUCUGAGUGAAUAAUGUCCAUACAUCCAUGCUGUUAGUGUAACAUGACAUAAAUACUGUACUUUAAGUUCAACACACUGCGUCAUCUGCAUCUAACUCUCCAGGUUGAUAUACACCGUUGUCAGAGGUUCAAUGCGGAUUACUUCCAUCUGCUCACUGUUAGAGUUCUGGCACCUCAGUCAAUCUGAUUUCCUUGUGAAGACGUAGCAACGUGACAUAGGUUUGAGAGUCAGAGGAGAUUGGCAUGAUACUGAAAUUGAGCAUUGCAGACAAUUUCCCCCCCAUCCCAUCCCAUCCCACCCCCAUCCCCACAGAGAGGGUCGCCUUUACAGCUGGUGGGGAUUCGGUGGCUUAUCCAAGAACAACUCAGCAAGACAGAUUCAUACUGAAGGGAGGGGUGGAGGCAUAAAACCAGUUUAAGGAGUUUUCCUAAAGGCGAGGUUAUCCGUUAGGUGUGAAUGAUUGAUAAGAAUUAGCCAAGGACCGGCCAAAGUCAUCGGGAAUGUCGUACAUUUUCCCACAAAUACAGAAUUCUUUGAGCCUUAUUCACAGCAAAUAAUAGACACCCAACAAAAUGCUCAAGGGCCACAAGGCAAGUCAGCACAUUAAAUGAUCAUAACAUGUCAUGUUGACAUCCAAAAUAUAAGGCAUGAUUUGUUUAGAGUAGUAUUUAUUGACAGCAGUGGUAUCCAUCUUAAUUAAUGGCCGUCACAGCAACAAAUAACUUGUUUGCAUUUUCUGGUCAAUAUUCUUGAAUUAAACGUACCAUAUAUCUAAAAGCAUAAGCUUCUUAUGAGAGCGAGGCUUGUCCAUGUCUGACCACCAUUCAUCCAAAUGAAACACCAAAGCAAAGCACAUGCUCCUCCACCACUCAGAAGCCAGACAUCUCCUCGGUGGGUCACCACCAAACUAGACGUACUCAUCCAUUACAUCUCCGGUUCGCCGUGUCAACUUUCACACACAGCUUCAGUUUCCGUGUCCUGUGCUGCAACUGUAAAAUGGUAAAGAUAGGGCAUCUAGGUAGCGUGGCGGUCUGUUCCGUCGCCUACCAACACAGGGAUCGUCGGUUCGAAUCCCUGCGUUACCUCCGGCUUGGUCGGGAGUCCCUACAGACACAAUUGGCCGUGUCUGCAGGUGAGAAGCCGGGUGUGGGUAUUUGUCCUGGUCGCCGCACUAGCACCUCCUCUGGUCGGUCGGGGCGCCUGUUCAGAGGGGAGGCAGGGGGGAGGGGGAAUAGCCUGAUCCUCCCACGUGCUAGUCCCCCUGAUGAAACUCGUCACUGUCCGGUGAAAAGAAGUGGUAGGCGACUCCGCAUGUAUCGGAGGAGACGUGCGGUAGUCUGCAGCCCUCCCCGGCUCGGCAGAGGGGGUGGAGCAGCGACAGGGACGGCUUGGAAGAGUGGGGUAAUUGGCCUUGUACAAUUGGGGAGAGAAGGGGUGGAAUCCCCCCCCCCCAAAAAAAGGCAAAGAUAUCGAAAUUUGAAGAGCUCACAAUCAAAACCAUGCUGACGGCAUCACUGAAAAGCAGGCCACACCCAGCCAGCCGGGCCAGUUCAUGGAUGGCCCCUGGUGAGGCCGUCCAUGUUUCCCUCCACGUUCAACAGCCGGGGCUCACAUCCUAACCGAUCUGAGACUCGCCUCUAUGCGAGGAAGAAUUAUUGCUGAGUCAUGGCCCAAUUUCUCUGUUCUGAACGAUUACGGAUCCACACUCCCUGAUGGCUUCUAUACGGCGUCUCUAUUCACCGCUUCUUUAGGUCACAAUUUAAUUACCCAACACGCUGGUGCAGUUGAUUGAUUUACUUAACUGAUUAAAGAAACAUGGAAAGAGGAAGGAAAUAAAUUAAAUCUGUGCAUGUAAGAGUUUUUUUUCCUUUUUCCCCUCUCCCACCAUCAUGACAGUCUCUGUGGGGGUUAAUGAGUCCCUGCAUCACAUUCUCUCAUUAUAUGUCAUUUGUCCUAUAUAAUUGUAAGUGAAUGUAUCGCUGCAAAAAAAAAAAAAAAGGGUGAGGUUAUCCACUGAGCCGUCAUAUUACUGGACUGCAGGUCUUUUAAUCCGCCUUGCUUUGACAAGGGCCAACCGGGAGCUUCGC